AUGUGGCGUACCAUACACACGGUGCAGCAGAGUGCCGUGCGAUCGUCGCAUCUACUUAGGCGAUGGGCAUCAAGCAACACAGCAUUGGCACAAAACACAACAGCACACGCACGUAUAUCGCACCACAAAGAUGUUAGGUUGAAAGUAGGAGAGACUGUGAACGAAUUCACAAUCAAAGGUACGGAGAGCAUACCUGAGCUUAGUUUGACUGCUGGUCAGCAUGUGCAUGAUAAAACCGGUGCAGUAGGCUUACAUAUUGCCAGAGCGGAUGACAACAAUGUGUUCAGCAUAGAAUUCCGCACACCACCCGAAGACAGCAGCGGUGUCACACACGUGUUGCAACACGUAUCUCUGUGCGGCUCGGAGAAGUAUCCCUGCCGAGACCCGUUCUUCAAUAUGUUGUCCAGGUCUAUGGCUACCUUCAUGAAUGCCUGGACGGCCAGUGACUAUACCAUGUAUCCCUUAUCCACGCAGAACGCUAACGACUACAACUACCUGCUGGACGUGUACUUGGAUGCGGUGCUACACCCCAGCAUUCGCGAGAGGUCAGACUCUCGAGGAGGAGAUUCAGACGGCUGGGACACAGAUGAUUACCUGCGUGAAUUGCGAAAGUUGGCGGCUGAAUUCCAGGAAUACAAAUACCGGAAGAAGACCGGCAAACGAAAAUUUACGGUGGAAGAGAAGUCUGAGAGUUCUAAUGGAGACGAGAUUCAAUCAUCGCCGGAAUUUGAAGAACCAGACUCGUCAGGACCAGAUUACUUGCCGCCAUCGGCCAAGCAGUCGAGGACAUCGACGACAGUGACGACUCGCAAGAAGGCAUGA
Sphaeroforma arctica JP610 is the source of this 822-nucleotide messenger RNA. RefSeq lists its product as hypothetical. Gene Ontology annotation, cellular component: mitochondrial matrix. The coding region runs from base 1 to 822 and encodes 273 amino acids. Gene Ontology annotation, biological process: protein processing. Gene Ontology annotation, molecular function: metal ion binding. Lineage: Eukaryota; Ichthyosporea; Ichthyophonida. The record is from RefSeq and is a predicted model, not a curated record. The transcript is spliced from 3 exons.